Centropristis striata (black sea bass) is the source of this 3805-nucleotide messenger RNA. It is a transcript of the gene dpy19l3, whose product is annotated as dpy-19 like C-mannosyltransferase 3. The record is from RefSeq and is a predicted model, not a curated record. Lineage: Eukaryota; Metazoa; Chordata; Actinopteri; Perciformes; Serranidae. The transcript has 17 exons. Gene Ontology annotation, molecular function: mannosyltransferase activity. Gene Ontology annotation, cellular component: nuclear inner membrane. The coding region runs from base 673 to 2949 and encodes 758 amino acids.
UUUCUCUUCAUACUUUGUAGCUGGUUUGUCGAGAACCAUUGCUUUUUUGUUUAGAGAUGUGUUAAGAGUUCAGGGCAGGCAGAUGUCGGUCGUUGUUUAGGCUCUGGAAGACAUCAAGCUGAUACGAUGCGAGGCCAAUGCUGCACGGACCCUCGCUUGGAUAUUUCGAGCACCACAUCAGAGAGAUGGGAGUUAUUCAAAGAGCCGUAAAGAGGAAAUGUUAACCGAGAGAAACGGAGAGAAGAGGAUCGUUGCCUUCUGAGAAGUGAACUAGCUUUCAGGGUAAUGAGCAAUAUGUGAACUUGUUAACUAGGCCUGUUCUCUUUGACCUUAAUUUAAACCGAGGAUUAGCCAUCUCAUCAGAGUUCUUGGUGAAAAGCCAAGGCUUGUUUUGCCUUGAGCGAACUCAAAAGAAGGAUUGGGAAGGAAACUAGCUGCUCAUUCCCUGAGAGAAAGCUUUUGCAUAUUUCCUUUGGCAAGGAACUUGAAGCGAUUAAAAAGCUAAUUUAUUUGGACCGACUUCAAGAAAAGAAAAACACCGCAUUUACAUUUAUUGCAGUAAUGGAUUUGGAUCAGUUCUAUAGCUCAGCCCAGGAGCAUGCUGUUUAUCUACCUGAAUUCAGCUCAUCAAAGGAUCCAAGAACUUAUUGAUAAUCUCCAUCUUCUCAGGCAAUGGAGCUUCGCAAGAGAGUUAAGCUGAGCAAGCUAAAACAUCACUUUGGACUUUCCCAGGAUGCACCAGCUAAAGGGAGAUGCAGCAGUAACAUGAUGUGGGGGGCAGAAAGGGCUAAUGCCUCUCAUGAGGGUAAAAGGGAGGUUUGUCUGCUCGGAGGAUCCGGUGCUUGUUCCGGUUCAUGCAUUCUGCCCCAGUGGCCUUGGCGACAGUGCGUUUCCAUGGCAGCAGGGCUGUUAUUAGCUGGGCUGCUGGCACUGACUCAGGCCUGGUGCGUCAACGCCAUACAUGAGAAUCUGCUGUGGUUCUCUCAGCUCACGGAAGUGGAGCGGGAGAUUUCGUUUCGGACAGAGUGUGGACUGUAUUACUCCUACUACAAGCAAAUGCUGCAGGCCCCGUCCAUACAGGAAGGGCUCUCAGAUUUGAUCCAUGACAACUUGACAGAAUCCAAGAGGACCAUUAAUCUCCUCCAGCGAAUGAACAUCUACCAAGAGGUCUUUCUCAGUGUUCUCUACAGAUUGUUGCCCAUACAGGCCUAUCUGGAGCCAGUAUAUUUCUACAUUUACACAGUGUUCUCGCUCCAAGCGGUGUAUGUGAUCGCGCUGUACCUCACAGCAUGGCUCCUGUCUGGUUCCUGGCUGGCUGGUACACUCACUGGGAUCUGGUACAUCCUCAACAGGGUAGAUACGACUCGUGUGGAGUUCACCAUCUCCCUCAGAGAGAACUGGUCUCUGCCCUUCCUAGCACUGCAGGUCACCGCUAUCACCUGUUACCUCAGGCCUCAGCUCACCGCCUUACAACAGAAGGUGAUGGUGUGGUUGAUGUAUGUGACGACGUUCUGUUUCUGCCUGACGUGGCAGUUCAACCAGUUCAUCCUGCUGGUUCAGGCUCUCAUCAUAUACACACUGGACUGUGUUGACUUCUUAACAACGACACAGGUGACCACUAUGUACCUUGUUCAAGUCAGCAGUCUGCUGAGUGUGUGGCUCCUCCAGUUCUGUAACUCCAUGAUACUGGGAUCACUGGUCCUGAGCUUCAUCGUAGCAGCACUCUUCAUCAGACACUGCCAGUCCGGUCUGAAGACAGGAGGCCUCCUGGUCCGUCUGGGCAAACUGCUCCUCCACAGCACCAUGGUUCUCCUCCUCACCUUCACCAUCAACUACCUGGCCAAGAAAGCACUACAGCUCAGAUCAGAUGAACACAUCUUUAAAUUCAUCAAGUCAAAGUUUGCCCUGGGGCCAACGAGGGACUUUGAUGCCAACCUGUAUCUGUGUGAGGAGGCCUUUGGGUUGUUGCCCCUCGACACCCUGGAGCGCCUGGCUGGCACCCUGCUGCUGUACCCCUACACCCUCACUCUGCUGCUGCUCAGCGGCAUGCUGGCAGUGGCUGCACUGCAGAAUCUGAGCAGACCUAAAGCAGGUUCAGCCGAGGAGAGGAAAGGAGCUGGAGCGGUGGCUUUUCGCCCAGAUGUGGCUUACAAUCUGUUGCAUACACUGUUCUACGGCCUCCUGGCUUUCAGCACCAUGAGGAUGAAGUACAUAUGGACCGGCCAUAUGUGUGCAGUGGCGGCCUAUGGUGUGUGUGGGAAGGAGUUGUGGACUCUUCUUCUCAACGCUCUCAGCUGCAACACUAAAGUUCUGUUGAGGCUUGUCAGAUACGCUGUUCCACUGUUGAUGAUCGGUUGCCUGUAUUACAAGUUCUGGCCUAAGCUGAUGGAGGAGUUAUCAGAACUGAGGGAGUUUUAUGAUCCAGACACUGUGGAGCUCAUGACCUGGAUUAGCACAAAGACCCCUAAGCGAGCUGUAUUUGCAGGCAGCAUGCAGCUGCUGGCUGGCAUCAAGCUGUGCACAGGCAGAGUUCUCACCAACCACCCCCAUUAUGAAGAUAAAGACCUGCGGGAGAGAACCAAACAGGUGUACCAGGUGUAUGCUCGCCAGUCUCCAGAGGAAGUCUAUGACAUCAUGAGGGCUAUCGGGGCCGACUAUGUGGUGCUGGAAAACAGCAUCUGUUAUGAGCGGAGGCACAGGCGAGGCUGCAGACUGCGGGACCUGCUCGACCUGGCCAACGGACACAUCAUGGACGGAGCGGGAGACAACGACCCGGACCUCCUCGCUGCCUCCCACCCUCGAUUUUGCGAGGCAAUUAAGACGGACACGGCAGCUUACACCGCUCUGUUCACCAGAACAUUCCAGAACAAAACCUUCCAUGUGUACCGGGUCAAGAAGAAACGCAAGAAAAGCGCCAAGAGCUCUUCAGAGCCCAGCGCGACUCAGUAGCAGGAUCAGGGUUGAGAGAAACCCCCGUCAGAGGCCAGAGGGGAGCGAGAUGGAGGAGAAGAAGAGAUAAAAGCACUGAAUCCUCACUGUUCCUCUGUCUCCUCUGUGCUCUGUGCCCAGCUGUGAUCAUGCCCAUUAUUUUUUCAACACAUGACUCUGUGAACUGUGGUGUUAGAGCACUGUGCCGGUUCAAGCUCGGGGCAGCAUUGUUUUAGUUAGUGGAGUGUGGAAGCACCUAUAGGAGACCUGCUUUGGGCUGUUCUGUCUCCAACUGCCCACCCUGCCCUCCAUCCUGCUCUCACUGGUGCAGAUAAACAGUCACAGAAAGAACUAUUAGGCUUCUUAGUGGGCCUGGAGCACCACAAGCAACUACUAGUCAUUUAGGUUCAUUUGGAGAAGUCAGUGUUCUUUCUGCACAGCAUUAAGACAUGAACACUAUUCACUGCAACUAAAAAAUAGUUAGAAUCAGAAAAAGAAAAGAACCUCUUUUGUCAAAUCUAUAAUUUUAAAACAUUUAAGUCACGAAAGUCAGAAGUAACCAAGUAAAAGUUAAAAAAAAGUAAAGUGAAUUCUUACAGUUUGAUUCAGGACAUUACAUAUUUGCCAUAGAGUUCAUCUUUGCCAGUGUAAAUAGGGGAGAAAAUGAAAUAUUUGUUGAGCUUAACAAAUCUUGCAAUUUUCAGUUUUUCUUUCAUGACCAUAAAACAUUUUUGCAAGUGCAAGUUGCCACUGCAACAUCAGUUACAUAGAGCAUGAAGAGUAGACAUUAGGGAUGAAAUAACCACAAUCACAAUUCACAAUCGCAAUUUGAUAAAAAAACAAAACAAAAAAAAAAACAUGCCAACUUCAAUGUGCC